Cantharellus anzutake is the source of this 312-nucleotide messenger RNA. RefSeq lists its product as uncharacterized. The transcript is spliced from 3 exons. NCBI's taxonomy places the organism in Eukaryota, Fungi, Basidiomycota, Agaricomycetes, Cantharellales, Hydnaceae. The annotation marks the transcript as partial. The record is from RefSeq and is a predicted model, not a curated record.
CCUCCCAAACAACGCCAAAUACCAGAAACUAUUGUCGAUCCAUCAAUAGCUUUGUCAAAGAAGAGGAAGAGGGGAGAAGGUGAUGGGAAGGACUCCCAGUCAUCAAAUGUAAUUCCCCUGGACGACGAUUUGGCGAAAUUUGUGGACUCUAGAGGGACUGGGCCGAGACGAAGGACCGAGGAGGGCUACUUGAUUUACAAAGAGGAUGAGCUUGGGAUACGCGAGUCUGGAGGAGGCGAGCGCUUUUUUUCUUUCCGCAUUCCCCGGAACCUAACGUAUACUCCUCUUUGCCCAUUUGACUGCCAUUGCUGU